AUGGCAAAGAAAAAGAAGUCUACUUCAAAAUCAACUACAGAGAAUAAAGUUGAAACCAAUAUAAAUGAAAAUAAUAAUAAUAAUACAGAUACUCCCAAACCAUUCGACCCAUUUGAGAAUUUAGAUGAUAAACAAUUGGAUAUAUUUAAACAAUUUAAAGAGAAAUUAAAUGAAUUAGAACUAUCUGAUAAAGAAAAAUUAUGGGUAGAUGAUAUGAUGAUUCUACGUUAUUUACGUGCAAGAGAAUACGAUUUACAAGCUUCAUUCAAUCUUUUAAAGAAAACAUUAGAAUGGAGGAAACAAUAUAAACCAGAUGAAAUAACUGCUGAACAUUUAAGUUAUGAAGCAUCAACAGGCAAACAAUAUUGUAAUGGUAAAACAAAGGAUGGAAAACCAGCUAUUUAUAUGCGUCCCGUUAGGGAGAAUACAAAGAACUAUGAAAGACAGAUUCAGUUGCUUGUUUACACUUUGGAGCGUGCCAUUCAGCAUAUUGAUAGAAGUACAGAGACCGGAGUCGAACAGCUAGCUAUCGUUAUAGAUUUCAAUGGAUAUUCAUUGUUUAAUGCACCACCGAUGUCCGUUGCCAGACAAACUCUAGAGAUUCUCUCGGAUCAUUAUCCAGAGCGAUUGGGUACCGCUUUCGUUGUGGACCCUCCCAUGAUUUUUAACAUUCUAUAUAACGCAAUCAUGCCUUUUGUCAAUCCCAACACCGCCAAGAAGAUAGUAUUCGUUAAAGGUGAAAAGGCAAAGCUGAAGACCAUGCAUGAGCAUUUCGAUAUCGAACAUAUCGAGCGUCCUCACACUGGAACAUCGGAAUUCGAGUAUGAUCACAUGACUUUUUGGCGUAAUGAAAUCAUUUUAGAUAGAGAAAAGCGUCAGUUACCACCACUUUCAAACGAAGAACUAGAUGUAAUAUUGAAAAGAAAAGAUUAA
Molecule: messenger RNA, 933 nt
Organism: Heterostelium album PN500
Lineage: Eukaryota; Evosea; Eumycetozoa; Acytosteliales; Acytosteliaceae
Product: CRAL-TRIO domain-containing protein
Exons: 3
Coding region: 1-933 (310 amino acids)
Molecular function (GO): phosphatidylinositol transfer activity
Source: RefSeq, a predicted model, not a curated record